UUCCGACAGUUGGUGGUGGCGGCGGCCAUAACCCUCCCGCAGCCCUAUAUAACACCCCACACUUCCUCCCUCACUACCACUCAGCCUCCUGCCGCCGCUCUUGCUACUGCUCUUGCUGCCGCCCUCGACGCUCCUCCUCCACCACUUCAGUGAUCCAUUGUCGUUCACCAUGAGACUGGCGGUGAUUCCCUUCCUGACGGCGACGGUGCUGGUGUUCGCUGCUGGCCAAAGGGCAGCAACUAAAUGUGACGAGAUCAGAGACGCGCUGGUACCAUGGUGCCCUUUGACCCUGACCUUCGCCGAAUGCUUCACCAAGAUCGACGGCUGUCGGAACGAUGUCGCCAGCUCCAUGUCGACUCUGGCCAACAGUGACAUCAGCGCCUUGGCUUUCAUUGCCAACAAUUUGACAACGUUCGUAAUGAAUGGUACAGCAGAGCAGAAAGUCAUGGGCCAGGAUCUGCUGGAUGUGCUGGUGGACAGUGCUACUGUGACAAAGAAAAUCCAAGACUGUGUAUCCACGUAAGUCUGAACGAGGGCGUUGCUCGGAGUGGACACCUGUUGCUGGAAUGUUACGUGGUCUGGCCCCAGUCAUAAGUGAAACAAUAUUAUCAUUUGCCUCUUCUCUGCGGCUGCUGACGUUGCCUCUCUUCACUCUCUACAUCAACACACGCAGUCAACACUCUGAAAGGUCGCGUUUUCUGACCAAUCGCCACACCUUGUCCCUGUUAGCCCCAGCACCGACUGUUCCUGCAGAAGCCCCAACAGUGACUUCCUGCAGGAGCACCAGCAGUGACUUCCUGCAGGAGCACCAGCAGUGACUUCCAUCAGGAGCCUCAACAGUGACCUCCUUCAGGAGCCGCAGCAGUGACUGUUUCUGAUAUAAAAUGGCAACUAUUCUUCAUAGACGAAUCCCAGCGACAACUGUUGCUAUCAGUUUACUGUUGAUGUUCUGUGUAUUUCCUAAAUAUAUAAAGUGGCAAAAUA
This is a messenger RNA of Procambarus clarkii (red swamp crayfish), 984 nucleotides long. RefSeq lists its product as uncharacterized. The record is from RefSeq and is a predicted model, not a curated record. NCBI's taxonomy places the organism in Eukaryota, Metazoa, Arthropoda, Malacostraca, Decapoda, Cambaridae.